This is a messenger RNA of Trichosurus vulpecula (common brushtail), 2287 nucleotides long. RefSeq names its product membrane bound O-acyltransferase domain containing 4 (gene MBOAT4). The coding region runs from base 309 to 1673 and encodes 454 amino acids. The record is from RefSeq and is a predicted model, not a curated record. Gene Ontology annotation, biological process: lipid modification; peptidyl-serine octanoylation. Lineage: Eukaryota; Metazoa; Chordata; Mammalia; Diprotodontia; Phalangeridae. Gene Ontology annotation, cellular component: endoplasmic reticulum membrane. Gene Ontology annotation, molecular function: serine O-acyltransferase activity. The transcript is spliced from 3 exons.
UACAGAGCAAACACUUCUAUGUUAACUUGGUGAAGGAAAUAUGGUAAUGUGCUCACAGGGAAGGCAAAUAAAGCCAUGCUUGCAAUGAACCCAGCUGGCAGCUGCUGAAAAUAGCCAGGUGCUUUCCCCCUUCUCCCAUGGCUAAGCAGUGACGUUCUUCAAAUGUUCCAGUCUCCCAAGUGCAGAAGAUCCCCCUGAAGCUGCUUAUCUCCUUACUCCAGCCUGACUACCAAAGCAUAUAAAAUGCCCUGAGACCCAGACUAGGGCUUGCUCCAUGGCAGAGAGACUUUAAGAAGGACCUGGCCGUUAUGGAUGAGCUACCACUGUUCUCCUUUGACCCCGUGACCUUUUACCAAGGGCUCACUUUUCCCUUUGCUCUUCUAUUCAAUUUUCUUUGUGCCAUAGAUUCUUUUUCCAUCACUGCCAGACACAUCUUCCUCCUCCUGGGAGGCUGCCUGCUCGCCUGGACAGCCAUGGCCCAGUACGCACUCCUGGUCUUCAUCCCUGCUUUCUGUGCUGUGGCUCUCCUCCAGUCCGUCAGCCCAGAGAAGGUCCACUGCUGGAUGUUCUCCUUCCAGAUGACUUGGCAGACCCUCUGCCACCUGGGACUACAUUAUACAGAGUACUACCUUCAAGAACCUCCCUGCGUGAGGUUCUGUAUCAGCCUAUCUUCCCUUAUGCUCCUAACCCAGAGAGUCACCUGGCUCUCUCUGGACAUUGGUGAGGGGAAAGUGGUGGUGAAGGAAGCCUGGCGAGGCCCCUGCGUGCUGGCAUUCUGCAGCUACCUACUCUUCUUCCCAGCUCUUCUGGGCGGCCCUCUGUGUUCCUUUAGGAGGUUUCAGGCUCAAGUGAGCCAGCCAGGGUCACUGUGGAGGCCGCUGGCCUUCGGCCCUGCCACCAGGAGGGGCCUGCUGCUGCUGGGGCUGCAGCUGCUGAAAAGCUUGGUGAGGGGCAUGCUCGGGGAUGGCACUGGCUUGGCAGACUGCCGCCAACUCGGCUGCGUCUAUGUCAUGUGGACCACUGCUGUGCUCUUCAAACUGACCUACUACUCCCACUGGAUCCUCGAUGAAUCUGUCCUCUACGCAGCAGGCUUUGGGCUGGACUCCGGGUCGCCCCUCCAUGGGGAGGGAGAUGUCUCGGAUGCAGACAUCUGGACCUUGGAGACAACUCACAGGCUUGCUCUGUUCACCAGGACGUGGAACCGGAGCACUACGAGGUGGCUCCGGAGGCUUGUCUUUGAGCGGGCCGAGGCCUGGCCGCUGCUGCAGACAUUUGCCUUCUCCGCUUGGUGGCAUGGGCUCCAUCCCGGCCAGGUCUUUGGCUUCCUGUGCUGGGCGCUCAUGGUGGAAGCUGACUACCUGAUUCAUGGCUGUGCCAAUGUGCUGAUCAGUUCCUGGUUGGGGAGGCUGCUCUACAGGGCUGUCACCUGGGCCCACACGCAGCUCAUCAUCGCCUACAUCCUGCUGGCGGUGGAGCUCAGGAGCAUCUCCGCACUCAGGCUGCUGGGGGCUUCCUACAACAGCCUCUUCCCUCUGGUGUACUGUGUGCUCCUGAUUCUGUUAGCAAGGAGGAAAAAGGUAGCAGGAGCCUCACCAGCCCCCUCACCCAAUAAAGGGGUCCUUGUCCAGAGGCUGGUGUCUCUGUUCUCAUUGGGGACCUACAGGACAUUUUGAUCAGAGACAAGCAACAAGACAGGAUGUCAAAGGGAGUGCUACCCUGGUGGGUUGCAUGGGGGUGACUGAAAGCAGAUCUAAAAGAAGAGAAAAACAAGCAUAUAGCACUGGAACCCGCAGCGUAAUGGGAGCAAAGGCAUGGGGUGGGUGGGCAAGUGUGAUGGGUGGCUGGGAAAUGAUGUGAGAAGAGGCUGAGUUGACACAGGGCUGCCCCAGUUCAUGGUGCGCUUGCCGCUGAAGGGAGGAAGGUUAAUCUGGUUAGAGCAUGAUGAGGUCUCCAUCCUUUCCCCUUCUCAUGGCCUGCAGGAUAGCCACAUCACCACCCAACUUAGUCUUCCUCUUCUUCGUAAGCUUGCCACCAUCUUUGGCUGCUUCCCAACUUGUGGAGUUGGUGGGCUUUGGUAGGACUACAAAGCCCAUGAUGGAACCACCCUAGGGUCUGACUGUCCUUGGACUGGAGGUCAUGGAAACAGGAAGCCUUCCUAACUCAGCCUUUUCUCACAGAUGGGAGGCCUGAUCAUUUCCUUGAUCUUUUGAGUUGGUGUAGUUUCUGACCAGGUGAUCUCUGAGGAUGUUUCUACUUCUGAAAUUUUUAUUUUAUGACUCAAGUUUGA